Molecule: messenger RNA, 1125 nt
Organism: Raphanus sativus (radish)
Lineage: Eukaryota; Viridiplantae; Streptophyta; Magnoliopsida; Brassicales; Brassicaceae
Product: zinc finger BED domain-containing protein RICESLEEPER 1-like
Exons: 2
Coding region: 159-836 (225 amino acids)
Molecular function (GO): DNA binding
Source: RefSeq, a predicted model, not a curated record
CAGCUCCGCCCGUGUUCUUCUCCACAGCUCCGCCGUGUUCCUCUCCAAAGCUCUGCCGUGUUCCUCUCCAGCUCCGCCGUGUUCCUCUCCAGCUCCCCCCGUGUUUCGAUCUGUUCGUAGCUCCCCCCGUGUUUCGAUCUCUUUUUUUUUUGGCAGAGAUGGACUCUGAAUCUCUGCGAACAAUGGCACUUCUUGAAGCUCGAAGUGAAUACAAUGAAAUGAAUGAGGAGGAUGUUGAAUUUGAUGUAGAAGAGGAGUUGACAGAAACAGAAGCUGAGAUUCAAACAGAAGCAGAGGUUCAAACAGAAACACAAGCAACUGCAUCAACACAAGCAGCUAAACCUCAACGUAAGCGUCGAAAAACCUCUACUGUUUGGGAAGAUUUUGUAUUAGUGAGGAUAGAAGAUGGAACAGAAAAGGCUAAGUGCAAUCACUGUGGUUCAGAAUUAGUUUAUAAUAGUAAAACCCAUGGUACUAAUCAGUUGAAGCGACACUUAGAGAGUUGUUCUAAGAUGCCUAAGAAGGUAGAUAGACCUGUGUAUGAUCAUUUGGUAGAUCGUGCGAUGGUUACUGAGGCUAUCAUUUACCAUGAUCUACCAUUUCGAUAUGUGGAGUUUGAGAAGGUUAGAGAAAGAGAUAAGUAUUUAAAUCCCGAGUGUAAACCCAUCUGUAGACAGACGGCUUCUCUUGAUGUCUAUAGGAGAUAUGAAGUAGAGAAGGAGAAGUUGAAGGGGCUGUUGGAGAAGCAUCGUGGCAGGGUCUGUCUGACUGCUGAUUUAUGGGUAUCUAAGCCUCAGAAUACAGGUUUAUAUCUGCUUAACUGUCCAUUACAUUGAUGAUGACUGGAGAUUGGACAAUAAGAUCUUAGAAUUUUGUGAGAUGAAGUCUCCACACACAGGUGAUCUGAUUGCCACUAAGAUCUUCGAGUCAUUGAAGGAAUGGGGUUUAGAGAAGAAGAUUUUCUCAAUUACUCUAGACAAUGCCACAAACAACAACAGCAUGGUGAGAAUUCUUGCGGGCAAGCUUCAGAUGACAAGUGGAAGUGGUGGAGGUCUGUUGUGUGAUGGUAAGCACAUACAUGUGAGAUGUUGUGCUCACAUUUUGAACCUCAUAGUUAAAAUGGCC